Molecule: messenger RNA, 1701 nt
Organism: Marchantia polymorpha subsp. ruderalis
Lineage: Eukaryota; Viridiplantae; Streptophyta; Marchantiopsida; Marchantiales; Marchantiaceae
Source: the annotation of a GenBank genome assembly
GCUCGCCCUCCCUCGUUCUCCCCAAAACCUGGCCCUGGCCCUGGGCUCUGGCCCGGGCCUGGAGUGGUCUUCGCGGACUCGCCACGUGGCCGGCGCUCACUGGCCCAAUAUCCUUUGCUCCGCCUGAACAACCCUUCGGAGUGCCACCGUGAGCGAAUGUCCUCUUCCGUCCAGUGCCAACUGUACAAAUGUCCGAGGCCUAGUCGGGGCUCGCUGCCAUGUCCGUGUACGCGGGUCUCGGUGGUCGUCCAGGUGCCUGAGUAUAAGUGUGGCGUCCGUGCUGCUUCGGAUUCUGAACUACGCGUGUGCAGUGAGUGCUGUACAGUUUUGUUUGUUGGUUGCAUCGUUUUUCUGAAUUCGAUCGUGGCUUCUUCGGAUUGCGAAAUUCGCUAUGGUGGAAGUCAGUGACAUUCAUGUGUACCCUGUCAAGUCAUGUCGUGGAAUUCGACUUCAGUCCGCCAAUUUGGCCUCCACUGGGCUAGCAUGGGAUCGACAAUGGAUGGUUGUAGAUCACAAGGGGAUGUUCCUUACGCAGAGGCAGUUUCCCACAUUUUCAAAAAUCGACAUAUCUCUGCCCAUCGAGGCUUUGGAUGAAAGCUGGAGGCCGCUCGGGCCCGAGUCUGCUCUAUGUUUGAAAGCUCCAGACAUGGAGCCUCUCUAUGUUCCUCUUUUGCCUGGCUACGAGAGGGAGAAAAUUCAGGUUACCGUCUGGGGGUGGACCGGAAACGCAUUCGAUGAAGGUGACACUGCCUCCCAGUGGCUCUCGAAGUACAUAGGAAAGCCGGGACUUCGCCUCGUGCGCUUCGACAACUUCAAUGAACAUCGAGAGACUGACCCCAAGUAUGCACCUGGUUAUAAGACUGCCUUCUCGGAUGGAUAUCCUAUCCUUAUAAUAUCCGAGGAAUCGUUGGAGUCACUCAACAGUAAACUCCAAGUACCUAUCCCUAUGAAUCGGUUUCGUCCGAAUGUCGUGGUGAAGGGUUGUGAUCCUUUUGACGAGGACUUGUGGCGGAAGUUUACAAUUGGUGAACACAGUUUUCAGGGAGUGAACAUAUGUCCACGAUGCAAGGUACCAACGAUUGAUCAGGAGACAUCCGCAGUGGGAAGAGAACCACUCCCUGCGCUAAAGAAGUUUCGGUCAGGCGCAGUCUUAGAAACUGGACCCGGUUCAAGGGGAGAGGUUUUCUUUGGACAGAAUGUCGUAUCAGAGAUCAAAGAAGGUGAACAUCGAACGAUUAGAAUUGGAGACAUGGUGCAGGUAGCUGUAAGGUCGACAUCUGUAGGCGAACUAAUGGCCGGACUUGUAUAAGCCUUUCAGUCACCCAACAACCCACUGACUCCACUCACGCAAACUGAUUCUAUGUAAAGAUACUACUUGUAAUGAUUUGGUUGACAAGCUUGGAACAGCCAGGGUACAAUCCUAGCUGUGGACGGAGCAGUAACCAGGAGGUGGUGGUCGAGAUACCUUCAUUUAAAAAAGGCUGGUAAUAAAUAUAUUCUUAUGUUACGUUGGUGUACGAAUCGUAAGAAGAUUUUGUUAUACGAGGUCAUCGUUGAAACAUUUGAUCGUACCGAAAAGAAUGCAGAUAUCUUGUCAUGUCACUAUAAUCUGUCAUGCCGAGGUUGUGAAUUCCGAAUCUUUGAAAAUUGCUGGAUAAGCCGACUGCCGAAUCAUGGCCUCAACUGGAGAUGCUGACAAUU